Saccostrea cuccullata (small rock oyster) is the source of this 856-nucleotide messenger RNA. RefSeq lists its product as uncharacterized. Gene Ontology annotation, molecular function: GTPase activity; GTP binding. The record is from RefSeq and is a predicted model, not a curated record. Lineage: Eukaryota; Metazoa; Mollusca; Bivalvia; Ostreida; Ostreidae.
UUUCAGGGAAUCGCAGUGGUGUUUGACAUUUCAGACAGGUCUACAUUUACACAUCUCUCCUUCUGGCUGGAAAGCAUCAAUAACUGCGUUUCGAAUUUUGUGUGUAAUUAUGAGUCGGUGCCGAUAAUCCUGAUAGGUAACAAAGCCGACCUCAAAGAGCGCAGAGCGGUGUCAAUUUCUGAAGCUAAAAAGUUCGCAAACAAAGAGAUGGCUUUUGAUUAUUUCGAAACCAGCGCUAAAACAGGGAACAAUGUUUUUGCUGCCUUUCAGAAAUUAGCAUACCACGUGACAGAAAUUUGUAAUCCACAAGUGAUGAAAAGUUAUCAUCCACACAUGUUACGGCCACCGGAAGUACUGGAAAGAGUUGCAGUGAAAAAAUCAGCAAUGUCAUGUAAAGUUGAAAAUGUCACAAGAAUUCCGGAAAAGUUCAAACCAGUGGGUCAGCUGAGGACCUCAAUGCGGGGAAAAUACAAGUUCCGGGUCCGGACGAAGAAGAAAUAUGCUCAAUGUUGCUCAAUCCAGUAGAGAUCGGUUUUCAUUUCAUCAUGAUUUAGCCGUCUGUUUUAGCUUUCUGCCAUAUAGUUUCGUAAACGGAAAAUGAUUUUAUCUCUUAUUUGUACGAAUUGCAAGAAUGAUGAACUGUUUACAUGUUAUUAAAAAGUGGGAAUUACAUUACUUUCUUUGUUACACACUGUGUCGUGUGAUAUUUUCAUGAUCUUUGUAUUUUCAUUUUUUCUUAAACUGUAUCAUCAUAGGAUUUUUACAUGUGUAUAAUAUAAAGGAAAUUUUGUAACGUUUUGAAGAGUUGAAAUAGACAUCAUAGGGAAGAUCAUAAUUUCCUCAAUAAAUAGUUUAA